Messenger RNA from Capronia coronata CBS 617.96, 1512 nucleotides. RefSeq names its product DNA primase large subunit. The transcript is spliced from 2 exons. The record is from RefSeq and is a predicted model, not a curated record. Lineage: Eukaryota; Fungi; Ascomycota; Eurotiomycetes; Chaetothyriales; Herpotrichiellaceae. Gene Ontology annotation, biological process: DNA replication, synthesis of primer. Bases 1 to 1512 code for a protein of 503 amino acids. Gene Ontology annotation, cellular component: alpha DNA polymerase:primase complex.
AUGUUACGGACAGAGACUCGGUUCGAUCCCAAGCGUAAAAGAGUCGACUACAAGAAAACACAAUUUGCGAAUGCCUCCUACAAAGACCAGGACUAUCCCUACAGACUAUCCUUCUACGAUGUGCCUCCAACGCAAGAGAUCAGCCUGGAGGAGUUCGAGACAUGGGCUAUCGACCGAUUGAGAAUUCUCGCCGAGAUCGAGUCCUGCUCGUUCCGCAACAAAUCCCCACAAGAGACGGCGGCCCAUCUCGAACCGCUUCUCAAGAAAUACCUCCCGCUCUCUUCGAACUCGUCAGCGGCCGGCGGUGUCGUCGAUGACCGACUCAGAAAAGAACGGCGGAAGGACCACUACUCGCACUUCAUCCUGCGACUGGCCUUCUCCGGAACAGAAGACUUGCGAAGGCGCUUUGCGAGGGUGGAGACAAUGCUAUUCAAACUCCGCUUCCAAGCAGACGACAGCCGAGAACGCAGGGCCUUUGUCGAAAGUCUGAAUUUGAACUGGGAGCUGGUGCAGGAUGAAGAGAAACGAGAGCUCGGAGAGCAAUUACUCGCCGCCACGCCGGGUCUCCGCCGACUGGACGAGGAAAAUUGGUUCAAGGUGGACUGGACGCGUGUGCCCGAACUGGUCGAGCAUCGGACCGUUCUCGUCAGGAAGGGCAGAGCCUAUGUGCCGAUGCGGGAACAAACCAGCAUGGUUCUGACCGAGUUCUCCAAUCGCCUGGAAAAAGCGCUCGAGUUGACUUCCCGUGCGCUGCCACGACUCGAUGAAGAUGAUCGAUUGACGCCCAUCCUCGACCAUCUGUCCAAGAAUUUCGCUACUCCCGACUCCGGCUUUUCCGAGUCCGACUCGUCUCUUCCCGGCGCGCCCAUCAACGCCGCCAACAUCGAUGCCCUGUCCCAGCAUUUCCCUCUGUGCAUGAAGCAUCUCCACACGACAUUACGCAAGAACAACCAUCUGAAACACUUCGGACGACUUCAGUAUACGCUUUUCUUGAAAGGCAUCGGACUGUCGCUGGAAGACUGUCUUGUCUUCUGGCGGCAAAGCUUCAAGACCAUCACAGACGACCAGUUCAACAAGGAAUACCGGUACAACGUGCGACAUUCCUAUGGCGACGUAGGAGGCGACGCCAACCGGCGAGGAAGAGGCUAUGCGCCCUACUCCUGCCAGAAGAUCCUCACGGAGCACCCCCCGGGGACAGGAGAGGCACAUGGCUGCCCGUACCGGCAUUUCAGCGUGGACAAUUUGACCAGUAUGCUGCAAGCCACGGGCGUGCAUGACCGGGAUGUGCUCCGUGGGGUGAAAGAGGAUGUCGAAAAGAAACGCUACCAUAUCGCCUGCAACCGGGUCUUCGAAUGGGCGCAUAAAUCGGAGAUCAAACGGGUCAAGGACGAAGGCAUCUGGGGACCGGCCGAACUAGAAACCAUCGUCCAUCCCAACACAUACUUCAAGAGGUCAUACUUGUUGAAGAACCUAGGGAAUUUGCCGAAGCAGGAUGUACGGAUGGAAGAAUGA